Messenger RNA from Tribolium madens (black flour beetle), 680 nucleotides. RefSeq names its product signal peptidase complex subunit 3 (gene Spase22-23). Gene Ontology annotation, biological process: protein targeting to ER. Lineage: Eukaryota; Metazoa; Arthropoda; Insecta; Coleoptera; Tenebrionidae. Gene Ontology annotation, cellular component: membrane; signal peptidase complex. The coding region runs from base 92 to 631 and encodes 179 amino acids. The record is from RefSeq and is a predicted model, not a curated record. The transcript is spliced from 3 exons.
AGUUGGCACCCCACAAUUCGAUUUACGUGUCAGUUGUCAUAAAUUUAGGUUAGAAAAUAAAUAAUUACGUGUAAAACCAUAUUUCCGCAGAAUGCAUUCAGUUUUACAACGCGGAAACGCGAUUUUGGCGUACGCUCUCAGCGUUCUUGCUUGCCUGACUUUUGCUUGUUUCAUCUCGACCGUAUUUCUCGAUUACCGCACUAAUGCAUCGAUGAAUACAGUUAAAGUCGUUGUGAAAAACGUGCCGGAUUAUAGCGCCUCGAGGGAAAAGAAUGAUUUGGGAUUCCUUACUUUUGAUCUCCAGACCAAUUUGACUCAUCUUUUCAACUGGAAUGUGAAACAGCUGUUUUUGUAUCUUACUGCUGAGUAUGAGAGUUCAAACAAUAAAUUGAAUCAGGUUGUACUGUGGGACAAGAUUAUUUUACGUGGCGAGAAUGCGGUCCUUGACUUCAAGAAUAUUAACACCAAAUAUUACUUCUGGGAUGAUGGGAAUGGUCUCAAAGCAAACAAAAAUAUCACUUUGACCCUAUCCUGGAAUAUUAUACCUAACGCUGGACUAUUACCUAAUAUUUUUGCACAUGGGUCACACUCUUUUAAGUUCCCUGAGGAAUACACUACCUCUAGAAUGUAAUAAGUUAUUUGUUGUAAAUGUUUUUUUAAAUAAAAAAUUCAUUGAUUAA